GAACGGAGUCUGGUGGUCCGGUGGAGCUUGGAGGUGUUGCUCAUCUGCUGAUGGUGAAUUUAGGACUUAGGAAGUCAAUUCUUUAUUGCGCUGGCAUUAUAUCUCGUAUUGAUAUUGUAAAUUUGUUUCAUCUCUAGAAUGAGUAACACGUCUACUUCAUGCAAACGAUUAGUUAAGAGCAAGUCUGGUCUUCGAAUCAUUCCAGCAAAUGAGAAUGAAAGGAGCCCUUUUGAAUUGGCUGAACCGGAAUGGAUUCCAGAUGAAGAUAGCCCUGUUUGCAUGGAAUGUGAAGAAAAGUUUGACUUCCUGAAAAGACGUCACCACUGCCGGCGCUGUGGUCGUGUCUGCUGUGCGGGAUGUUGUAAUGCUCGGUUGGCUCUUCCUCGAAUGUGUUUUCUGGAUCCUGUGCGUGUCUGCUCGCCAUGUGCUGCCACGACUACUCUAGAAAACAGAUUCUACCAUCACCACCUCAAGUCACUGUUGAGUGGGGCAAUCUUGACGAUGAGUAGUGAUAGCAGGAAGUCUGAAGCGAUUCUGUCAAGCUGCCGACUGACUCCUGAUCAUCGCUACCUGCAGAUUCAGCAGCCUGAUGUCAGCCUUAACCUGCCCAUUCAUAAACUGACUGCAAUGCACGUCUCCAAAGGCCGCAGCUGCAGCGACUCGGACGAGGCCAUCGAGUCCAGUGGUGCGGACGAUGCAACAAACCCCGGAUUUUUCGAGACUGACGCCGACCGUGAUCUGAACUGCGUUGUUCUCACAUACAAGUCCGGUGGCGCUGAGGCGGGCUUGAUGGAGGAGGCCGAGGUGCGCCUCUCAGCGCCCUCGGAGGCUGCGCCCUCCGCCUACGCCUUCCUGAAGGCGCUGCAGCAGGCCGCUCUCAUGGCCAUGGAGGCGAGACACGUCAUCGGCACUGGCAAGUGAUGGCCAGCGGUGCUGAUGCUUUACUCACAGUGUCAGCACUGCUGGUGAUGUCAGCACUGCUGGUGGUGUCAGCACUGCUGGUGGUGUCAGCACUGCUGGUGAUGUCAGCACUGCUGGUGGUGUCAGCACUGCUGUUGAUGUCAGCACUGCUGGUGGUGUCAGCACUACUGGUGGUGUCAGCACUGCUGGUGGUGUCAGCACUGCUGGUGGUGUCAGCACUGCUGGUGGUGUCAGCAUUGCUAAUGGAACAAUAUUGUUGUACAUUGCAUCCAAUAACAUCGGGGGGCAUCAGGAGGCGUGCUCCAGCAGAUGAGGACUCCUCUGCGCUUUGUCAUGCCAAGCAUUGACCGUUGCUGCAAUUUUUCGCAAUAAUUUUGAGCAAUUUUUCACAAUUGUCACAGUCGACGAUGUGUUCGUUCCGAUCAGUUUAUUAUAAAGCUUCCUAACAUCAUUUAUAGAGGGAAAUAAUCAAAAUAAUUAUUUCCGAAAUUAAAGUGAGGUGUGGCAGAAGCGUUAAAGAAUUUGCCCUCUAGAUGGAGACUCUAGGUUACUUUGUAUAUUGUUUCUCAAAUUUCGAUGUCCAAGUUUUCAACCCAUCACUAAAUAUCGUGCGUUGACAGAUUCUGUUUCCAAUUGGAAUGACUGAAUUAUAGACUGGCAGUAUUGUUUCUGUAUAACAUUAAUAGGGAUUAACUUGUUUACUCGCUGUAAUUACGACUUAACAUUGACAAAGUAUAAACGCUUUGGCUGCCUUACUAGGCAUCAUUUUCAGCUUUGUUGCUGUUCCAUAGAUUUCAUGACUUGACUUGCAGAUGCAAAGAAACUUUGCGGGCGCAGAAGAUGAUGAAGUUUGUUAGUAUCUGCGCUUCAUUGAUAAAUCUAUUAUUGUUUCUAAGUAUUUAAAUGUUAUAUGUUAAACUCCCCUGCAGUUUAAAGUAUAUAUAAUCUUCUCACUUCAGUUUGUGGGCCUUUCUGUUUGGUUCGUAGUUAUUUAGUGUUGCAUGUUACUUAUUUUUCAACCUAAUAUUGAAGAAUUUUAAGAUGGCAAGAAUCUUGUGUGUUGUGUGCUCACUGCACACGUAUAUAUACUCAUUACUUCCUGUAAGAUCUUAUAUCAUUAGUUUGCUUCAAUCGAAGGUUCACCAAGAAUUUAAUUGUUUGCUCUUAAAUUCUUUCUGUAAGAUUAGUUGUUGGUCAGAAACCAGUUGCCUUUACCUAGCUUAUGCUAGUAACAUUCAGCGUCACAAUGGCUCGACCACGUCGCUACGUUUCUAACUUUUCAAAAAGGUUUAUUAGAAUAUUGAUUUUUGUUUACAUAUAUUUUACGUGCCCAAGUACGGUUGUUCGUAAAUCUUUACUUUGAAUCACACUUAACGUUAAGCCAUCAAACUGACUGUUUGAACUCGGUCUAAUUUUGUCUCGCUGGAACGAUUUGAAAAAAGUUUUAUAUCGUGCAAUAACCUGCUCAUAUAAAAUUAUUUACAUUUAAACUUGUAACUUUUCUAAUUAUAGUAAUUGAGUUUUAGAAGUGAACGUGUCGAUUUUUUUUUUUUUGAGGAAAAUUGACUUGAUCACGACCAUGGAAACAACUUACCGACACAUGUCUUACAUUUUUUGUUGGUUUGAACUAUUUUCCACGAGUGAAGCCCAAAGUCAAUGAUUAGUCUGAUUUCUGUUUAAGUGUCUUUGACUCGUGCAACUUUUACUUCCUGUUUAAGUGCCUUUAACUUGUGCGAAUCAAAUUUUGGUACUUUCCCUAUUGUCAAGUAACGAUUUUAUUCUUUCCAAUCGUUAAUUUAUACAUUUUACUUGAAGUUCACGGCCAGUCGGGUGUGAACAAAUUCACUUGAGAAACCAAAAACUAGUAUUUCUCUACAAACAUCAAGAACUAUAGGAUAGUU
This is a messenger RNA of Hyalella azteca, 2822 nucleotides long. RefSeq names its product zinc finger FYVE domain-containing protein 21. The transcript has 6 exons. Gene Ontology annotation, molecular function: metal ion binding. Bases 139 to 921 code for a protein of 260 amino acids. The record is from RefSeq and is a predicted model, not a curated record. NCBI's taxonomy places the organism in Eukaryota, Metazoa, Arthropoda, Malacostraca, Amphipoda, Hyalellidae.